AUGGCGGCCUUUGGGACAAUCGAUCCGAAUGUCUUUGCCGUAUUACCCGUCGAUAUUCAAGACGAGCUACUUGCCAUUUACAACAAGCAUCCAAAUACCUCUAUAACCCGCUCUUUCUCGGCAUCAAAUGACGUUUUAAAUGCUUGGAACUGCCGUGUCUGCACAUUUCAGAAUCAUCCGGAGCUUUUGGAAUGUGAAAUGUGCGGUAUUUUAAACGUCCCUCUACAAAUUAAUAAUCUGGACACCGAAGUCAAGUCGGAACAAAGUUUAGGAUCAAAAUUAGGACGAACUUUACGUCAAUUGGGCGUGUCAUCCACCUCCGGUACUUUUAGUUUCUCACCAAAACGAGACAAUGCCGCUGAAGAUUUAUUGGUAACAGCUACAGGUACAUUACAACUAGUCAAAAAAGCUUGGACAAAACGACGAUCUAGGACCAAUUCCACUCUGGCUGGGAAGCCGUCCUUCCAAGCCAUGCAGGGGCUUACAGAAUUGCAAAAAGACCUGACACACAAGCUUGUGGCUGGAGACGAGUGGCUUGAGACGUCUUUGGAAAGACUAUGGAGAGUUAUAGGAGACAGAGAAGAGACUCAAGUGUUUGAAAGAAGUAGAGUGGAUUGGGUGGCAUUGGGAUUCCAGAAUGCCAGUCCAGAGACGGACUUUAGAGGAGGCGGGGUGCUGGCGUUAAAGUGUUUGCUUUACGCCUUUGAGGCACAUCCGACAGAGAUGAGAGCGAUUCACAUGGAACAGACGCCAGAUUCACAAGAUGGCAAUCAUAAAAAGAGAUGGUAUCCGGUGUGUGUAGCAGGAAUCAACUUGACAUGUCUGUUAGCUGGGCUAUUGCAACUUGGAGAUGGCCAGUUUUUGGAAAGAAAAGAAGUCUUUUGGCACCUUUUUGAAGAACCUGCAGCGUUUUACGAACUCUUCUUCUUGGCAUUUGUCAAAAUGGACGCGAUUUGGCACCGCCUGAAUGCGACUUACAUGGAGUUCGGUGUGGUGCUGAAAGUAACACGGAAAGCUGUAAUCUUCAUGCUGAAUCAAGCUCCAGCUACAUUGACGGAUCUACGUGAAGCUAGUGAUCAGGCAUUCUUGGACCGCUUCGUAGGUAGUCUGUCAGUGCAUUCGCUUGCUAAAUGGGACGGAGCCGACUGUCUGGAUCCAGAUCAUGCACUUGAGACGGAAGAUAACCUUGUAUUAGCGAAGACGCGUGCUACAACUUUCUAG
Messenger RNA from Peronospora farinosa, 1221 nucleotides. NCBI's taxonomy places the organism in Eukaryota, Oomycota, Peronosporomycetes, Peronosporales, Peronosporaceae. The record is from the annotation of a GenBank genome assembly.